CUAUCGGAUCGUGGAGGAUCAACUGUAUAGAAAUUCCCAUAUCGAAAUUUUGUGACAUAUGGCAACAAAAGUGUUUAAUAAUAACUACACAAUAUAUACAUAUCUUCCGUGCGGGUGCUGUAUUCGAUCGUGCAGUAGCUGUGCAUGAGCAAUUUACUGCCUUAUCAAACUGUUUAAUUCGUUCUGGUCGGCCCGUCAGUAGUGCUCUGCGAUUCGCAGAUGUAACAUCACCCCGAAGAGUUCGGAGACGUUUGCCGGGAAGUUAUCGACAGAGUGAAAGAGCGGACGAGACUCAGGAAAGUUGGUGGUUGCGGUUGAUUGGAGUACGACGUUUUAACCGGAGAAAGCUUGACGCUCAAUCCCAGCAAGAUGGGGGCCAUGUUUAGGAGUGAGGAGAUGGCACUAUGCCAGAUGUUCAUCCAACCAGAGGCUGCUUACACUUCUGUUUCCGAACUCGGCGAAACGGGCGCUGUCCAGUUCCGUGAUUUGAACUCGGAGGUCAACGCCUUUCAGCGCAAGUUCGUUAGCGAGGUGCGUCGCUGCGACGAGAUGGAGCGUAAGCUUCGCUACGUCGAGGCCGAGGUGAAAAAAGAUAACGUGAAGAUUCCGGACGUUCGAGACGAGCUUCCGCGGGCUCCGAAUCCGCGGGAAAUUAUCGAUUUGGAGGCCCAUCUGGAGAAGACAGAAAGUGAAAUUUUGGAGUUAUCUCAGAACGCCGUCAAUUUGAAGUCCAACUAUCUUGAAUUGACGGAGUUGAAGCACGUGCUGGAACGCACCCAGGGUUUCUUCUUCGAACAAGAGGGUGCCGUGAAUUUGGAUGCCACUAGGAACAAUUUGAUUCUCGAUGAUCAGGCGCAGGCUCAGGUCAGAGGACGGUUGGGAUUUGUGGCUGGAGUAAUCCAACGUGAGAAGGUACCCGGGUUCGAACGUAUGCUGUGGCGAAUCUCACGUGGUAAUGUUUUCCUACGUCAGGUCGAAUUGGAGAAGCCAUUGGAAGAUCCAGCAUCUGGCAACGAAAUCUACAAAACCGUAUUUGCUGCCUUCUUCCAAGGCGAGCAGCUGAAGUCGCGAAUCAAGAAGGUUUGCACCGGCUACCACGCAUCGCUUUAUCCAUGCCCGAGCGCUGCCGAUGAGCGCGAAGAAAUGGUCAAAGGUGUACGCACGCGUCUGGAAGAUUUGAACAUGGUACUGAACCAAACGCAGGACCAUCGAUCCCGUGUGCUAUCUACCGUGGCCAAAGAACUGCCACGCUGGAGAAUCAUGGUAAAGAAGAUGAAGGCCAUCUAUCACACUUUGAACCUGUUCAACAUGGACGUAACAAAGAAAUGCUUGAUUGGGGAGUGUUGGGUUCCAGUUUUGGAUCUCCCGAUCGUGCAAAAGGCACUGUCCGAUGGGUCGGCCGCCGUUGGGAGCACCAUUCCUUCGUUUCUGAAUGUCAUCGAAACGAGCGAACAUCCACCGACGUUCAACCGAACCAAUAAAUUUACUCGUGGCUUCCAAAACUUGAUUGAUUCAUAUGGUAUUGCGUCCUACCGCGAGGCAAACCCUGCGCUGUACACCAUCAUCACUUUCCCAUUCUUGUUCGGCAUCAUGUUUGGCGAUUUGGGUCAUGGAAUGAUUAUGACACUGUUCGGAUUUUGGAUGGUCUCCGGCGAAAAGAAAUUGGGCGCUAAAAGAUCCACCAACGAAAUUUGGAACAUUUUCUUCGGAGGUCGUUAUAUUAUUUUCUUGAUGGGAUUGUUUUCGAUGUACACCGGAUUUGUAUACAACGACGUUUUCUCUAAAUCUAUGAAUAUAUUUGGCAGUUCCUGGAAUAUCGGAUAUAACACCUCGACAAUAAUGACCAACAAAGAUCUAACUUUGAAUCCGGGUUCAUCGGACCUUAAAGAUGAUAUUUAUGCGAUUGGGCUGGAUCCUGUUUGGCAGCUUGCCACUAAUAAGAUUAUUUUCCUGAACUCUUACAAAAUGAAGCUGUCAAUUAUUUUCGGUGUUGUUCACAUGAUAUUCGGUGUUUGCAUGAGCGUUGUCAACUUUAACUUCUUUAAGAAACGCGUCAGCAUUUUGUUGGAGUUUCUUCCUCAGAUUAUUUUCCUAGUUUUGUUGUUUGCUUAUAUGGUUUUCAUGAUGUUCAUGAAAUGGAUCCAGUACACUGCUAAGACCGAUUACCAACCACACACACCAGGUUGUGCUCCAUCCGUACUCAUCAUGUUCAUCAACAUGAUGCUCUUCAAACAAACAGCUCCUCUGCAUGGGUGUGAAGAAUAUAUGUAUUCCUUCCAAGCAUCUUUACAACGCACCUUCGUUUUUAUCGCAUUGCUUUGCGUCCCGUGGAUGCUUCUUGGUAAGCCACUCUAUAUCAUGUUCAACAGAAAGAAGACGGCUGCAGCUCAUCAUAAUGGGGACAUAAAUCAGCAGACGGAAACCGCCAUCGAAAAUCCCGAACCUGCAAAGGCUCCCGCUCACGGCGGGCAUGACGAUGAGCCGAUCAGCGAAAUUUUCAUUCAUCAAGCUAUUCAUACUAUUGAAUACGUUCUCAGUACCGUAUCACAUACUGCAUCGUAUCUUCGUUUGUGGGCCUUGUCCCUUGCUCAUGCUCAACUUUCGGAAGUGCUGUGGAACAUGGUACUGUCUAUGGGUCUGAAGCAAUCUUCAUACAAGGGAGCUAUCAUGUUGUACUUCGUAUUUGGAGCGUGGGCCCUGUUCACCCUUGCCAUUCUGGUUAUGAUGGAAGGUUUGUCUGCAUUCUUGCACACACUCCGUCUUCAUUGGGUUGAAUUCAUGAGCAAGUUCUACGAAGGCCUCGGAUACGUUUUCCAGCCAUUCUCCUUCAAACAGAUCCUCGAUGCAGAUGAUGAUUUGGAUUAAAAUUGAUUUUUUCCCCACUAAAUGUUUCACUAUAACAACACACCGUGAUCGAUCAGUAUUCGAAUCUCAUUUUUAAAUUGUAUGGUGCACGACUUUGAUAUUCUACUCAUUCUUUAAACAAAAGUUUCUCCUAAUUCAGAAUCUCGUUUUUGAGUAAUUUACAGUAUUAUCCACGUUUCGUUUUUAAUCACGGUCUUCAGUUAAAAAUAAAUAUCAGUAGAAUAAAGAGAGUACUGCACGAAA
Molecule: messenger RNA, 3108 nt
Organism: Armigeres subalbatus
Lineage: Eukaryota; Metazoa; Arthropoda; Insecta; Diptera; Culicidae
Product: V-type proton ATPase 116 kDa subunit a 1-like
Exons: 6
Coding region: 370-2865 (831 amino acids)
Biological process (GO): proton transmembrane transport; vacuolar acidification
Cellular component (GO): vacuolar proton-transporting V-type ATPase, V0 domain; plasma membrane; vacuolar proton-transporting V-type ATPase complex
Molecular function (GO): ATPase binding; proton-transporting ATPase activity, rotational mechanism
Source: RefSeq, a predicted model, not a curated record